CGCGCGCCGACGGCUUCCACGACGGAGUCUACGGCUACUACGACAGUCGACGGACGACGGACCUACGGGCUACGAAAUACGAUCAGUCACCAGUGUGGUGUGUACCGGUAAGGUUGCUCGCUGUGUGUUUGUCGCUGUUCUAUUGCGUCUCAAAGUCGUCGCAAGCAUCGUGACAUGUCACGAACUAUUAUAUUGUGAAAUGACUUUUUGAAACGAGACAGCGUUUACGGCUUCUCUUCGUCUCCAUUAAUUGCAGUUUACGAAAAUGUCCAACGGCCGUCCCCUGCUGCUUCCUUUGUUGCUGGCCGUCGUGUCCUUAGUCCGAGGUGGUUCUGCUGCGUACUGUGACGAAAACUUGUUCCCAGAAGUUGACGAAGCACAGCAGCUGUACUCCGGCGUUCGGUUCACCAAGGAACUGAGCACCACUGAGUACGGGCCCCUCAACUCAUUCAAGACGCUUCACUGUUGCGGUGAGAGGUAUCUCAGUCUCGAAUGGUUCAAGGAUAAUCGACCCUAUCCGUGGCCUAGUGACGUCUCCAGUUUCAUAUUGAAUCCCGAAAGCGCUAAUCAAACCAUAUACACUCGGAGCUUGACAUCGUCCGACCAUGGCGUGUAUACUUGUCAGCUGGCCAAUCAAACGGACAUUGUAAAUCAUUCAAUGAAACUCGUCACAUUUGAUGUUAAGUCUUAUUGGGAAGACCCUCUGCCUACGUAUGAAAUGGUUAAAAUACACUAUGCACUACCAGGAGAAUUUGUCAGACUGUACUGCGAGGGUUUCGUAGGUAAAGUCGGUCUUCCAGAUGCCGUCAACACAAUAACGUGGAAGAAAAUUGGUGAAAAUCAGACAAUUGUUUCAAACGAAAAAUAUAGAAUAAAAGAAGUGAUUAGGGAAAAUGACCAAGUAUUGGGAGCAUUCCUAUUCAUAAACAAAAUUCAAGAGACUGACUAUGGACUGUAUAUGUGCUCCAUCAGCAAUACUGAUGACCAAAUUGUGCAACAGUUUACUAACAUCACAAAACCGGUGUUUAACUUCGAACAAUCCGUUAAAAAAGUGCAAAGAGACCUUAAAUUGACCAUUUUUGUUAUGAUUGCGAUAAUUUUGAUCGUUUGGAAACGCCGGUGGUUCUACUUGACGUAUCAAAAAAUGAAGAAAAAAUUAGAAAGUGAUAAAUAUGCGCUAUCGGAGAAGACUAUACAUAAUGUAAUAGUAUUUUACGACGAAGCGAACAAAGAAAAUGCCCAAUACUUGGUGGAAAAUAUGGAACAUCGUGAUAAUUAUAUAACUAAGAAAUAUCACAUCGAUUUUGAUGAAGACUUAAUCAAAACACAAACAGAUUUGGUUAAAGGUUUUGACUUCGCUAUAUAUUUAUUAUCUUCAGACGAUAAAAUUACAUCGUCAUUGAUGAAAAAAUCAACGCAAACAUCUUUUGUUCAAGACAACGUUACUCCUAAGAAAUACAUAAUUGACUGUACCAAUAUGCCCGUGACGCCAACGAAAUCGUGGUGUGACAAGAUACUAGCGGAUCUGAGCAGCGACGAUCACGCAAAGCGAAACAAAAAUACCUCCAACAAGCUGAUGAGGGUCGUCUAAAUACAAUAAAUUGUAACAACGUUCGGUAGCCGUCAAUGACAUAAUAUAAUGAUUAUAUUAUUUUGUUGAAACAUAGUAUUCCUACACACACCAAACAUUGUAUAACCAUGGGAUGAGAUUCCAUAAACAAAACAAAAAUCUUUAUUUAUUAUUGUUAUAUUAUCUAAUAUAAAAUAUUAUAUAGGUACCUACCUAAUAAUAUUAUUGAUUUCGUUAUGAUAAUAAAUAAUAUAAUAGUAUAUAUUAUUAUUAUUACAAUUUACAACCGACAUAUCCCAUUAUAUAAUAUAUGCUAAUAUGCUAUAUACAAUAUUCAUAUAUUGAUAUUUAACUAUAUUUUGUAGUGUAGGUAUACGCUCGUUUUAUAAUUUUUGAUUCCUUAUUAUCGUAGAUUUUGUUCGUGAUCACUCGUGAUUUAUCGACGACAACUUCUCCCAGCGAAUUCGAACUGAAAUUUAACGUAGGGUCAAUUUUUGUUAUUAUGAUUACAGUGUGUAUGGCUUACAGCGGUACGAUAUUAGUAAUUUAUUUAGUAUUGGUUUAAGUCGACCGGUCUGUGUGUAUAGUUAUUAUUUAAUAUUUAUGUAAACAGUAUUAAUUUGUGUGACGGGGAAGUGAUCAAUCAGCAAUUCUUCCUCGCACAACCCUAACUUUGCUGAUCAUAUUAUAAUAAUAUAAUGUUAUGUUUGUUUCCUCUGAUUAUCGUCAAUUUUCUCUCUCUCACUCUCUUUUUCUGUCUCUAUCUCUCUUCUCUACAUCCCUACCUAUCUAUAUAAAUAUAUAUCCCUUACACUCUUGAUGUUAGUGAAUUAAUAAAUUCUUUUUAACCACCUAGAUUUAGUUUUGAAGAUAACAUGUAAUUUUAAUAUUAUAAAACGCCUAUUAUAAAAUGUUUAUUUUUA
Messenger RNA from Acyrthosiphon pisum (pea aphid), 2493 nucleotides. RefSeq lists its product as uncharacterized. Bases 266 to 1591 code for a protein of 441 amino acids. The transcript has 9 exons. The record is from RefSeq and is a predicted model, not a curated record. NCBI's taxonomy places the organism in Eukaryota, Metazoa, Arthropoda, Insecta, Hemiptera, Aphididae.